Mytilus trossulus (common blue mussel) is the source of this 1290-nucleotide messenger RNA. RefSeq lists its product as uncharacterized. The coding region runs from base 35 to 595 and encodes 186 amino acids. The record is from RefSeq and is a predicted model, not a curated record. The transcript has 4 exons. NCBI's taxonomy places the organism in Eukaryota, Metazoa, Mollusca, Bivalvia, Mytilida, Mytilidae.
GGUAAAUAAAGAGUCAUAAAUUGUAUGUAACAACAUGGACUUUCCACCUUUCCCUGUUACUUUUAACUUAGUCCUGUUUAUUAAUCAUUUUACAGACUAUGCUCUUGCAGAAAGCUGUACAACUUUAUUUUGGAAUAGUUCGUCAUCUCAGUAUAAGAUAAUAUAUCUUUACUGUUCUAGCGGAUGCUGUGAAGAAAAUCAUUCACAGUUUUGUUGUUCGUCAGAAAACUUUAAAAAUGCAUUUUCGACAGGACAAAUAUUUGGGAUAGCAUUUGGAGUUAUAAUUAGCACAACUGUUUUCCUUGGAUGUUGUAUAUGCGUUAUUAAACUGUGUAUAAUACCAAACAUUCGCCAAUAUCGACGAAGUCAAAAUUCAAGUCAAGAAACAACCGGUCAAGAAACAGAGCUGGAUAACAUGGGACAGCAUAAUGACAUUGCUAUUAUAUCUGGAACGAACUCGUUACCUAAAUACGAAGAUUUGCCUCCUUCAUACGAAGACGUUAUUCAUGGCAGAGUUAAUUUAUCAUUUAUCAAAGAGGAGGCCAGUCCCAUUCAGACAACAACAAGUGAACAUGUAAAUAAUCCGAAUUCAUGAUAUGUUGAAAGCAAGUAGGACGCAAAGGUCAUCACAUUCAUUUAUCGUAUGACAAUGCUUUCAGAAGAGUGUUACAUUUGAUUGAUUCUGGUUUUAUUCCGAGGAUGGUCGAAAUGACAUGAACAUCGAUCUAUGUUUUCAGAAGAGUAUCACGUGUGCCUUAUUCUGGUUAUAUUUCGCGGGUUUCCGAAAUAGUAUUUCCGAAAUGAUAUUGAGACCGAUAUUUGCUGACAUUGAUGAACAAUUUUCAAGUGUCACACAUUACUUUUGUUCUUUUCUUUUUAUAUUUAUCAUAGAUAUAGAAUAUUGAUAAGUUACGGUUAUAUUAGCCGACCGUGCGAGGGCUGCGUAAAAGACCAAGGUCGUUAAAAACUUCAAUCAUCAACGGUUAUCUUUGAUACCAAGUCACUCCCAUCUGAAAUGGAUGGUGGGGUAUAUGCAAUUUUACCUCAAAUAUUUUUUUUAUAUAUAUAUAAUGUUGAAUAUUGAUGUUAAAAGACUUGUUUUGAUGCCAGUUGUCUACAAUGGUCAAUAGCAAGUAUUGACUUACCAGAAAAAAUAAAAACCUACUAAGAAUUAGUACUAAGCAGAUCAUGUUACAUUUUUUUCAAGACUACUAGUAUUUGUUUUAUAGAUUUAUACAGUUUUGUAUUGCAUGUGUUUUGUGAUCAAUAAAAUCAUAUUUAAGAUUUUAA